CUUCCCUUUCUUAUUCCUAGUUGAAGAAAAAGGAAUCCUACAAGGCAACCUUUGAUGAGAGGUACUUUUUGCCUCUUGAAGUUUAUUUCAGUUUAUUCUAGUUCAUAAUUCGCCGACAUAAAGUCAAGUGUUUGAAAACAAACACAACACGCUGUUGAAUCGUAUUGUGAUUUUGUAGAUUUGGCUGUCGUAAUGGUUUUCCUGCGACAGAUGUUGCACACCGCCAGACGCAUCCCGAUGAUCAAAUUUCGAAAGGGAGGCCCCUAUUUAGAUAGUACUGCUCCUGGACAUCAGUCCGCUGCGGCUGCAGGAGCGCCCGGUAGUACCUCAACGAGAUCGGUUUCAUCCGGUGAGACAAUUGAGGAAUGGCAGUUGCCCGCUCGUUACCAAAGAAAACCCAUCGACGAUGUCGAAAUGGAGUGGAUCAAUAAUGGAGGACCUCCGGCUUAGGACGUAGACAUUCGGAAUCGUUGAGACGGAUCGUCAAUCCUAGUCACACAGGGUCAAACAUAUACCCAAUCAUUAUUCUAAUCACUGUACCACUGAGACAGCAUUUCUCAUCGAUGCGUGCGAAUGAUGUUUGCCUUCGAAUGCCGCAGACCGGCUCUUAUCGUUACUCGUCACGCUGAACUCUGUUUAGGGAGAAACAUUUUUGUAUGUUGAGUUUCUAUGUACUGAAAGAAAUUCGCAAAAUAUCAACAAAGGUGCUUAAAAUUAAAUAAAGUUAAAAUUAGGUACAACGCAGUAAUUGUUCUUCAGAUAAA
This is a messenger RNA of Wyeomyia smithii (pitcher-plant mosquito), 764 nucleotides long. RefSeq names its product alpha-ketoglutarate dehydrogenase component 4. Bases 193 to 450 code for a protein of 85 amino acids. The record is from RefSeq and is a predicted model, not a curated record. The transcript has 2 exons. Gene Ontology annotation, biological process: 2-oxoglutarate metabolic process. Lineage: Eukaryota; Metazoa; Arthropoda; Insecta; Diptera; Culicidae.